GCUCAGAGAGAGCUUUUACUCUGUGCGCAUCCAUAUAAAAUCUACAGAGAGCUUUGAAGAGUUCCGCCCGCGGGCGCUGUUUUGAGCAUCGCUGGUCCAAAUGUACUAAAUAGAAGCGCACCAGUUCAGAACUAGAGAUUUUCCUUACAGGGUACAUAGCGAUAGAGUGAAAAUUUUUAUCGUGUGCUAGUAUAGUUUUAGCUGCAGUGCGCUUGGAUACUUACUUCUCCGUACAUAUAGUAAGAAAUAUGUAAGCAUAUCCAUGCUGUGUACCGGUAUCUGGAGAAAUCGAUUCAACUGUGACAGUUUGCCAGUGUUCGAUGAAUUUUCUUAAAAUAAGAAAUUUAAAUUUGAACCUACAAUUACGUAGGAUAUUAGAGCUACUAAUACACAUCGUCGGUGCAUAUGAAGAAAUACGAGCGAUUGUUUUAACGGUGAAAAAGGACGCGUAAAACAAAGAAGACAAAGAAAGACGCGUAAACAUAUACAUACAUACAAAAGUUCUUUUUUCGCUGACGGUUUUUUAAGCGUCGUCUUUUGUCGCGACUUUCUUCCCGAUCGAACUUUUGAGUUUGUAUCUUUCUUCGCAUGUACAGGCGAUAUGUAUAUGUGAUAGAGGAUAUUACGGAAAGAGCAACUGUUCUCAUUCCGAUAAGAGCUAUUUUCGACGAACAAAAUAUGCAUCAAAACGACUUGUGCACCAAGCCCUUGAUUGGCAUACUAUGUAUGGAUCGAAAGAAUACAAUGAGGGAGGACAUUUGUAGUUAUAUCGAUAACUCUUACGUAGAGUAUUUGGAGGCUGGAGGCGCUCAAGUUGCUCCCAUUUGGAUCAACAAAGGCCCAGAGUAUUAUAAUUAUAUGCUGAACAGGAUAAAUGGCAUUCUAUUACCUGGUGGCGCAGUUUUUGUCAACGAACAUGAUCCCGCCCGCUUAGAAUUGACUAACAAUUGUGUUCGGGCCGUGGAUAUGAUAAUACGCAUAGCAAAAGAAAAGUACAAGGAGGGUAUUCAUCUGCCUGUGUGGGGUACUUGUUUGGGAUUUCAACUUUUGAUACUCUAUACCACCAGUCUGGCAACAACAACAUAUGGCACGGAUCCACGUGAGAUAUGCAAAUACAUGGAAUGCCUUUUACCCGUGGACUUUUUGCCAGAUUUUCGGGAUUCAAAACUUUUUGCUCAUUUGUCACACGAACUGGAGACCAUCAUGCGGAAUGAACCAUUUGGUCAUCAUCGACAUAAAUAUUGCUGGACCAUUGAGUUAUGUAAAAGUUUCGCAGAUGGCUGGCAUGUAUUGGCGCAAAACUCAGAUGGCAAUGGCACAGAAUUCGCUUCGAUUGUGGAACACCGCAAGUACCCCUUUUUCGGGACACAAUUUCAUCCCGAAUCGGACUGCCCCGAGCAUUGUAUUAAAGUGAGAGAAUAUUUAGCAAAGUUCUUUGUAGACGAGUGCCGUCGUUGUAGUAAUCGAUUUGAAAACGCCGAAGAGGAAAGGCGACAUUUAAUACAAAAUUUUCCUGUCGAAUAUGAAGAAAACAAAAAUAUACGUGCGUUUGGCGGAUGCCCUGAUUACCCUGAGUAAAUGAAAUUUACGAAAUACUUGAAGUAAAAAAAGAAAAACAAUUUGUGAUAGUCGAAGGCUGUUUAUUAUAAUUUUCGAAUUCAUUGUGAAAACGCACUUCUGUGUAUAAUUUAUGUUAAUCUUAAUGAUAAUUAAAUUAAUGA
Molecule: messenger RNA, 1721 nt
Organism: Rhagoletis zephyria (snowberry fruit fly)
Lineage: Eukaryota; Metazoa; Arthropoda; Insecta; Diptera; Tephritidae
Product: gamma-glutamyl hydrolase-like
Biological process (GO): tetrahydrofolylpolyglutamate metabolic process
Cellular component (GO): vacuole
Molecular function (GO): gamma-glutamyl-peptidase activity
Source: RefSeq, a predicted model, not a curated record